UGGGAAUCAAAGAGCCUAGGUCAGAACUAAAGCACUUUAGAAACACAAACAAAAAUAACAGUACUUUGCUUGCAGAAACAGGAAAUCAGUUAUCAAGAACAGAACUGGAUUAGCUUCAAGGAGACUUUGAAUUUCAGCAAAGAAUCUCCUUCUUCUUGUUCAAGGGUGUUACAGUGUUUCAAGAAAUUAAGAGGAUAGAUCAUCAUCAUCAUCAAUCGAAGACUUUUAUCAAUUCAGAGAGAGACAGAGAGAAAGUGGGAAAUGGUCUGGUUAGCAUGGCUCCUCUCCUUCUUUCUUCUCAUCGCUUUGCUUGCCCUAUUAGUUUACCAGCUUAUGUGCUUAGCAGACUUGGAGUUUGAUUAUAUCAAUCCAUAUGAUUCAGCGGCAAGGAUAAACAGUGUAGUUUUGCCCGAAUUCAUUGCACAAGGAGUUCUGGCCAUUCUUUUUCUCCUAUCAGGGCACUGGGUUAUGUUUCUUCUCAAUAUCCCAUGCCUUUACUAUAAUGUCAGACUUUAUAUCGGGAAGCAGCAUUUAGUAGAUGUAACUGAGAUCUUCAACCUGCUCAACUGGGAAAAGAAGCAACGGCUUGUUAAGCUAGUCUAUCUUGUUCUUGUCCUCUUUUUAACCCUAUUUUGGUUGAUUUAUAGUGUGCUGGAGGACGAUGAGUGAUAAGCAGAACACUUUAUGUUGCAUCUGUCCCCCAAACAUGCCACAAGGGAUCAAAGCUCUCUACUGAAAAACUAAGGACCACACGCAGAUGUGUCUUGAAGAUGAUGAUCCCUCGUAUCUGCUGUUUUUGCAGUGUUGUACACUCAUUUAUUGAACUUAAAUUUCUUGUGCAAUUGUAAUUUUAUGGUGCCUGGUGGUUCAAUUUUUCAUUCAUCCCUAAUUUAAUCUUCUUUUGGUUCUUUUUUUACCCCUGAAGUUGUAAGAAAGAACAACUUUCUACAAGCAUAGCAUUGGGUUAUGUAGCUGUUUGUUUUGAUGUUUUAGAAAAUAUGAAUAAGUGUGUUCCUGGAAUUUCAAUUUUUCCGAGAAAAACGGUGCUGACUUUUGAACCC
Messenger RNA from Papaver somniferum (opium poppy), 1061 nucleotides. Its product is annotated as protein cornichon homolog 4-like. The transcript is spliced from 5 exons. The record is from RefSeq and is a predicted model, not a curated record. The coding region runs from base 262 to 669 and encodes 135 amino acids. NCBI's taxonomy places the organism in Eukaryota, Viridiplantae, Streptophyta, Magnoliopsida, Ranunculales, Papaveraceae. Gene Ontology annotation, biological process: vesicle-mediated transport.